Messenger RNA from Penicillium chermesinum, 1302 nucleotides. Its product is annotated as pantothenate kinase. Bases 1 to 1302 code for a protein of 433 amino acids. Gene Ontology annotation, molecular function: ATP binding; pantothenate kinase activity. The record is from RefSeq and is a predicted model, not a curated record. Gene Ontology annotation, biological process: coenzyme A biosynthetic process. Gene Ontology annotation, cellular component: nucleus; cytosol. The transcript has 5 exons. NCBI's taxonomy places the organism in Eukaryota, Fungi, Ascomycota, Eurotiomycetes, Eurotiales, Aspergillaceae.
AUGGCUCCCUCAAAUCCUCCAGAGAUAGACGGCCGUCGCAAACGCGCUUCCCGCCUGGAGGAAGCCAUCUCCAAUCCCGGCGCCGUGAAGAUCAAUGUCACCGGCGCAUUCAUCGUCGACGAGGAACCUCGGUCGCGCAGCCCCAUCGAAGCUGAUGGUGUGCAUUAUGAGAACAAAGAUAUCCGUCUCCCCCAUCAUACUGGCCUGGUGAGCCAUGUGGCUGUCGAUAUUGGCGGAUCACUCGCAAAGCUCGUGUACUUUACCCGGGAAUUGGACUCGGCGGACAAUGGCGGUCGACUGAACUUUUUGAACUUCGAGACUCAUCGCAUUGACCUCUGUAUCAAUUUUAUUCGACACCUUAAGGAGGAGCACGAGAAGCGCAAUACCUCGAAGCGUGAUGAAUUAUGUGUCGUCGCAACAGGAGGCGGUGCAUUCAAAUUCUAUGAUAAGAUGAAGGAGGCGCUGAACGUCAAUAUCCUGCGAGAAGAGGAGAUGGAAUGCUUGAUUAUCGGUCUGGACUUUUUCAUUACAGAGAUUCCCAACGAGGUCUUCACCUACAGCGAUUCGGACUCGGAGCCAAUGCAAUAUGCAGAGGCUCGCCCAGACGUGUACCCAUACCUCCUGGUCAAUAUCGGGUCGGGAGUGUCCAUGAUCAAAGUAUCCGGCCCGAGGCAAUUCGAGCGUGUGGGGGGAACCCACUUGGGAGGUGGAACAUUCUGGGGUCUCAUGUCCCUACUAACCGGUGCCGCUACAUUCGACGACAUGCUGGCCAUGGCGGAUCGUGGUGAUAAUGCGGGCAAAAUUGGGCUGAAGAGCACUGCCAUCGCAAGCACAUUUGGCAAAGUCUUCAGGUUAAAGAAAGAUGCAGAAGAUGACGCCGAGGAUGGCGAGGGAUUGAUCAACGACUCCGAAAGGAGAAGUGGUGGAGUUAACUUCAAUCACGCCGACAUGAGCCGUAGUCUGCUCUAUGCGAUCAGUAACAACAUCGGUCAAAUCGCUUAUCUGCAAUCGGAAAAACACGGAGUAAAACACAUCUAUUUUGGAGGAUCUUUCAUUCGUGGACACCGACAGACCAUGAACACACUAUCUUACGCCAUUCGUUUCUGGUCGAAAGGUGAAAAACAGGCUUAUUUCCUGCGACAUGAGGGCUACCUGGGCGCUGUUGGUGCUUUCAUACGCCGACAACCGCAGAACUGGGGCCGUCGCAACAGUGUCGACGAUAUUGUCGCACCGCAGGCGGUGAAAAAUGUCGUCAAGAGUGUUAUCGAGGAACGGAAUGGCCUGUCCACAUCCACUUCAUGA